AUGCUGCUCAAGGUGAAACGCCCGGACGAGUGGGAAACCUUAAAUGGUAAUUGGUCCUGCAACGGCCGCAAACAAUCACCAAUUAACAUUAUAACUGAUCAGGUUAUACAAAAGGAUCCUACCAACCCACCUAACCUGAGGCUCACUGUGGCGGGAAAUAAACCAAUCACAGGUGAGUUUAGAAACAACGGAUACGCGCCAACUUUUUUCCUUGGAGAGGAGCUGACAGUCAAGCUGGCCGGCGGUCUACUGCAAGAGAACUACUUUCUGAAGCAGUUUCAUUUUCACUUUGGCUGUAAUGACACUGUUGGAUCUGAACAUACAAUUGACGGGAACACGUAUCCAAUUGAGCUUCCAAUGGCAAACAUCAAGACAACUCCACCAAACGUUGCAUUAGAUAAGAUUGCGCAACUGCUGAACAACAUUGUCGAUGAAAACAGCAAUCACGUGGUUACUCAAAGCGCAGCGAUUCACAUCGAGGACUUAGCACCACUGCUCGUUUCCCCGGAUGUUGCCGACAGGUUUUACAAAUACAAAGGAUCUCUCACAACUCCUGGAUGUUAUGAAUCUGUCACGUGGUUUGUCAUGAACAAUCACCCUCAAAUAACCGAGAAAGAGGUNAAUUGUUUGUUUUCUUAUAAACAGACCAGCUUGCAAAGCUAG
Messenger RNA from Orbicella faveolata, 663 nucleotides. Its product is annotated as carbonic anhydrase 1-like. NCBI's taxonomy places the organism in Eukaryota, Metazoa, Cnidaria, Anthozoa, Scleractinia, Merulinidae. The record is from RefSeq and is a predicted model, not a curated record. Gene Ontology annotation, biological process: one-carbon metabolic process. Gene Ontology annotation, molecular function: carbonate dehydratase activity; zinc ion binding.